UGCAGCCGGGGGUGGGGCCUGGGGGACCACUGCAGGGACGUGGACUGGCAUGUCUGCUCUGACGCGGCUGGCGCGUUUUCGCGGUGGAGGCCGCCUCUUCAGAGGCCUCUGCGCCCGCGAGGCUGGAGGCGGAGGAGUCCGUCAUGCUGGUGGCGGUGUGCACAUUGGGCCCCGGUACCGACAGUUCCCCCAGCUCACCAGGUCCCAGGUGAUCCAGGCCGAGUUCUUCAGCGGAACCAUGUGGUUCUGGAUCCUCUGGCGCUUCUGGCAUGACUCGGAUGCUGUGCUGGGUCACUUUUCAUAUCCAGAUCCUUCCCAGUGGACUGAUGAAGAAUUAGGUAUCCUUCCUGAUGAUGAGGACUGAAAGUGCAGACUCAACUCUUUACAAGAACCAGAUGAGACUGUCAAGACAUGAUGGACUUCACAUUGUAUAUUAAAGUUGUAAAUUAAAGUUUUGGUCGAGAAUGAGGAA
Molecule: messenger RNA, 472 nt
Organism: Hipposideros armiger (great roundleaf bat)
Lineage: Eukaryota; Metazoa; Chordata; Mammalia; Chiroptera; Hipposideridae
Gene: NDUFB2
Product: NADH:ubiquinone oxidoreductase subunit B2
Exons: 4
Coding region: 50-364 (104 amino acids)
Biological process (GO): mitochondrial respiratory chain complex I assembly
Cellular component (GO): mitochondrial inner membrane; respiratory chain complex I
Source: RefSeq, a predicted model, not a curated record